Messenger RNA from Mus pahari (shrew mouse), 2663 nucleotides. RefSeq names its product solute carrier organic anion transporter family member 1A6. The transcript is spliced from 14 exons. Gene Ontology annotation, biological process: bile acid and bile salt transport; transmembrane transport; sodium-independent organic anion transport. Bases 63 to 2075 code for a protein of 670 amino acids. Gene Ontology annotation, cellular component: membrane. Gene Ontology annotation, molecular function: protein binding; bile acid transmembrane transporter activity. NCBI's taxonomy places the organism in Eukaryota, Metazoa, Chordata, Mammalia, Rodentia, Muridae. The record is from RefSeq and is a predicted model, not a curated record.
UUUAAACAGGCAGUGGUAGGACUUUGAAAGUAGAGACAUCCUUAAACAAUUAGAAGAACAAAAUGGGAGAACCCGAGAAAAGUGGUGGAACCCACAGGGUCAGGUGCUUUGCCAAGAUCAAGGUGUUUCUGUUGGCAUUAACAUGGGCAUAUAUAUCCAAAACACUAUCAGCAUUUUACAUGAGUUCUAUGCUCACACAAAUAGAGAGACGAUUCAAUAUUUCCACGUCUAUAGUUGGGCUUAUCAAUGGGAGCUUUGAGAUAGGAAACACUUUGUUGAUUGUAUUCGUGAGUUAUUUUGGAACAAAACUGAACAGACCUAUCAUGAUUGGUGUUGGUUGUGCAGUUAUGGGCCUAGGGUGUUUCAUAAUAGCACUACCUCAUUUCCUCAUGGGCAGAUACGAAUAUGAAACAACCAUUGCACCUACAAGCAACUUGUCCUCAAGCAGCUUUUUGUGUGUGGAAAACAGAUCCCAGACCUUAAAGCCAACGCAAGACCCAGCAGAGUGUGUGAAAGAAAUGAAAUCAUUAAUGUGGAUAUAUGUACUGGUAGGAAACAUUAUACGUGGAAUUGGUGAAACUCCCAUCAUGCCUUUAGGUAUUUCCUAUAUAGAAGACUUUGCCAAAUCAGAAAACUCUCCUUUAUACAUAGGAAUUUUAGAAGUUGGAAAGAUUACUGGCCCAAUAUUUGGAUUUUUGUUGGGACCUUUCUGUGCAAGCAUUUAUGUAGACACAGGGUCUGUGAAUACAGAUGACCUGACCAUAACUCCCACUGAUACACGCUGGGUCGGUGCUUGGUGGAUUGGCUUUUUGGUCUGUGCAGGAGUGAAUAUCCUGACCAGCAUCCCCUUUUUCUUCUUUCCAAAAACACUCCCAAAGGAAGGAUUACAGGAUAACGGGGAUGGAACUGAAAAUGCCAGAGAGGAGAAGCACAGAGAAAAGGCCAAGGAGGAAAACCGAGGAAUCAUUAAAGAAUUCUUCCUGUUGAUGAAGAGACUCUUCUGCAACCCUAUUUACAUGCUUUCCGUCCUUACAACUGUGCUCCAGACAAAUGGAUUUAUCAGUAUUUUUAUUUUCAAGCCUAAAUACCUGGAGCAUCAUUUUGGAAUAUCCACUGCAAAGGCAAUCUUCCUCAUUGGUCUUCAUACCACACCUCCGGUGUGUGUUGGAUAUUUAAUUGGUGGUUUUAUUAUGAAGAAGUUCAAGAUUACUCUCAAGAAAGCUGCACUCAUAUCUCUUUGUCUAUUCAUGUCUGAGUGCCUUCUCUCCCUCUGUAACUUUAUGCUAACCUGUGAUACCAUUCCAAUUGCCGGCUUAACUACCUCUUAUGAAGGAAUUCAUCAGUCUUUUGAUAUGGAGAAUAAGUUUCCUGCUGACUGCAACACAAGAUGUGGCUGCUUAACAAAAACAUGGGAUCCAGUGUGUGGGGACAAUGGCCUAGCAUACAUGUCACCUUGCCUUGCAGGCUGUGAAAAGUCUGUUGGAACAGGAGCCAACAUGGUGUUUCAAAAUUGUAGCUGCAUUCGGUCAUCAGGAAACUCAUCCGCAGUCCUGGGGCUGUGUAAGAAAGGCCCUGACUGUGCUAACAAGCUGCAGUACCUUUUGAUCAUAACAGUAUUUUGCUCCUUCUUCUACUCGUUAGCAGCCAUACCUGGGUACAUGGUCUUUCUGAGAUGUAUGAAGUCUGAAGAGAAAUCACUUGGAAUUGGACUACAGGCAUUUUGCAUGAGACUAUUUGCUGGCAUUCCGGCACCUAUUUACUUUGGUGCUUUGAUAGACAGAACAUGCUUACAUUGGGGAACCCUGAAGUGUGGUGAGCCAGGGGCAUGCAGGGCCUAUGAAAUGAGUAGCUUCAGGCGCCUUUACCUUGGAUUGCCUGCAGCUCUAAGAGGAUCAAGCUUUCUCCCUGCCUUCCUCAUUCUAAGACUUGUCAGGAAAUUCCAAUUCCCUGGGCAAAUGGACUCUUCAGAAACUGAACUUGCAGAGAUGAAGCCCACAGAGAAGGAAAGUGAGUGCAUAGAUGCACAUAGAAGUCCUAAGGUUGAGAGUGAUGGAGAACUGAAAACGAAGCUGUAAUGAGUUUUCUACUGGCCUGUGCAAGGCCAUUAACAGAAUGCACAUUUCACUUCCUUUGAAUCAUUAAAGAUAUAUUAGGAACCUUCAUCUUUAAUGACCUCAAAAACCAUUUUUCUCAUUAUAAAAAUAAUUAUUGGUAUUAUUUUCAGAACUUUAGGCUAGUACUUAAGAUUUUCCUAGUGAAGACUUUUAUGGUGACCCCCACCCUGGACUUUAAAAAGCCUUCAUUUUCAAAUAGCAUUUUCUCUUUAAACUCAGUCAAAGGAAGUGUGUGUUUCAUGCAUACCUUCAAAUGGAUUUCAUUUCACUUUAAUUUCAUUAAAUUUACAUUUCAAUCUUGGAGGUAAUUAGAGCUGAAAGUAUGCCUUCUGGUUGUGUCAUAUUGAAAUAAAUUGUUCAAAUUCACCUUUUCUAUGUGCAAGGUGUCUGCAUGUGUCUUUAAACUAUUUGGGAGCUGUUAUCUUUCUUUUCUCAUUCUAGACUUUUGAAUUCAGAGAUGAGACUCUCACUAAUGUGUCAUCUCUUGUUUUCAAUUCCUUCUUUCAUUUUUCUUUUUUUUAUUUUAUUUUUUUAUUAUUAUUUUCUUUA